GCUGGCUGAUGUCCGGGCAGGUCAGCCAGGCGGGCCCGGUCUGAGGAGAGAGGAGAGGAGGAGGAUCACUGAGGAGGGGAGAACAGAGAAGCUGUGCUGUUUAAAAAAACGACCCUUUUUUUGAUAUUUAUUUCUUUCCGUAAGUUGUUGAAAAGCCUUAAUCCUAAAGAUGGGGAACCGGGUUGCCCGCGAGGACUACGAAUGGGUGUACACGGACCAGCCGCAUGCCGACAGGAGGAAAGAGAUCCUGGCCAAAUAUCCAGAAAUCAAGUCGCUGAUGGGUCCUGACCCGAGGCUGAAAUGGAUUGUGUGCAUGAUGGUGAUGAUACAGUUUUUAGCUUUCUACCUGGUCAAAGACUUGGACUGGAAGUGGGUUUUGUUUUGGACCUAUGCCUUUGGCAGCUGUAUCAACCACUCAAUGACCCUUGCUAUUCAUGAGAUCUCCCACAACACGGCCUUCGGAAACAACAAGGCCAUGUGGAACCGCUACUUUGCCAUGUUUGCCAACCUGCCCAUUGGCCUGCCUUACUCUGCCUCCUUUAAACGCUAUCACCUGGACCAUCAUCGCUACCUGGGCGGCGACGGCGUCGACGUAGACAUCCCCACCGAGUUCGAAGGCUGGUUCUUCUGCACGCGCUUCCGGAAGUUCGUCUGGAUCAUUCUGCAGCCGCUGUUCUACGCCAUCCGUCCCCUCUGCAUCAACCCCAAACCUAUCUCUCAGCUGGAGUUGACCAACGUGGCCCUCCAGCUCACUUUUGACAUCCUGCUCUACUGGCUGUGGGGGGCCAAGCCUGUGGUCUACAUGCUGGCUGGAUCCAUGCUGGGGAUGGGCUUGCACCCCAUCUCGGGUCACUUCAUAGCUGAGCACUAUAUGUUCCUCAAGGGCCAUGAGACCUACUCCUACUAUGGCUCCCUCAACCUGCUCACCUUCAAUGUGGGAUACCACAAUGAGCACCAUGACUUCCCCAGCAUCCCGGGACGCAGGCUGCCCAUGGUGAAGAAAAUAGCAGCGGAGUACUACGACGACCUGCCUCAGUACACCUCGUGGGUGAAGGUCCUGUACGACUUCAUCAUGGACGACACUCUGAGCCCGUACUCUCGAAUAAAGAGGAAACUGAAGGGAGAUGUCAAACAGGAGUAACUUUACUUGAAAGCUUCCCUGGAACAAAGCUGCAGCGUCCACACCACGACGGCAGCCCGGCUCCCCAUCCUAUAAACCUAACGGCUUCUGCAGAUUAAUACAUUGGACGUGUGAAAUAAGGGUGGAGACGUGUGUCUUGAAGUGUGCUUCGCCUCCACAGGAAGAGAAAAUAGUUUGAGAUGUUUGUUAUCCAGGUGAGGAAAAACCAAGACAAAGUGGUGUGAGAUUAAAACCACAGAGCUGAUGUGAUUAUAGGUGUUAGCUGGGACUGGCUGCACAAAGACUUGGGCUCAGAUCAAACAAACUUGCCGUGUAUUCUGAAUGAAAUAAGACUGUUGGCUAGAGUGCCAUGAAAUUUAUGGGGGUUAUGACAUAUCCCUCAGCUUCAAGUGUACUUAGCAUGGUAGCGUAUUAGCCGGUGACCAUAGGAAGCAGUAGCAUAAAAUGUGUUACUGGAUCCUAAAAACCUUCUCCCUUACUGACUGCAUCCCAGUAAGAAACCACUUGUCAGUAGCUGCUCUGGACCAGUAAGAACAAAACAAGACUGUGCCUGAGGUCUCUCUGCAGCCAGCCCCAGACACUGUCACUCAGACAGCUGUGCAGCCCAGCUGAAAGUAAAGCCACGUAUGGAUGAGGUUUGUGUCCUGCCACAGAGAUUAAAACUCCCCUCAAGACACGUUUUAAAGUAUGUAUAAAAUACUCGGCUACAUUAAUAUUUUCUUUAACAUGCUUUUCCCACACACACAAAAAAAGAUUUUUUUUAAAAAAACUAACUUUAGUGCAUUUACGCUUACUUGCUCAUUCUGGAUCAGGCCUCAUGCAUCAACCAUCAGUGAAAGAAAAGCACGUGUCAAGUUAGCUACCGUUACCUUCAACGGAGAGAAUGAGCCAUUCAUGUUAAAGCCUCAGUCAAACCCCAGACUUAGACGAGGAGUCUGUUAUGGAUCAGAAUUGGCGACAGGCAGACUGGUAAGAUUGCAUAUUUUGUUAUAUAUGUUAACUUGUAACUAGCAGCAGCUGACACAGCAUCACCUGUUAUGUUAAAGCAUUGUUUCGCUACACUGACAACCAGAGGUUUCAGCUUUCUUCAGCCACACCCUGCAAGUUAUAUUUUACUCAUGACGUGUCUUGUAUCUUGUAAAGAAAAGUCAAAUGACCGUGUUAACAAGGCUGAACAUUUUUCAUUCCCAGUUUGGAUUUGACAGCACCAGCGUGUGUGUCGAAGUGGACCAAAGUUGAACUCUGAGUGAAUCCACUCAUAAAGAUCCUUCCAUAUGAACUGAACUGUGGCAACACGUUGCUGUCAUGUCUGUUUGACAUCACAUGUAUCGAGUUUAAGGGGAGGCUAGAGUUUUGCCCUUCUCUGGCCCAUGACCCUUGUUUUUCCAACUGCUCUGCUUUUUAAACAUGUGACACCUUAAUGUACUGUGACAUUAUACAACCUGUUGUCAUGCCUGCAUUCAGCCUGAGAGUGUAACCCUCAGGAGGAGAGUCAGUUUGAGUGUGAAGUGUGUUACUCAUUAGUGCCUCAGAGCUUCAGUUUCAAUUCUGCCUUCGUGGUCUUAAUUUAAAUGUUAUGAAUUUAUUUGCAUUGAUGAGAAGCUGUAUGCCAAGAAGUGUUUAAUGUUCAAAUCACCAGGCUUGAUGUUUUUGUUUUUUUUCCUCACUUCCUUUAGCUUUAGGUUGUAGAGGCAGAGCUGCAGUUACACCUGAAGUCAUGUCCUCUGUGUUUUAUGUUUGUAAUGAGCACAUGUAGCAACCUGUAACCACAGUACAUAUGGUUGCUGUUGAAUUGGCUGAUUCCACAUUGAUUCAUUCUUUGGUAAACGCUUUUAUCCAAAGUAACUUCCAAGUGACAACAACUUUCAACUUAGGGUUCAGAGUUUUGCCCAAGGACGCUUUGGUAAGCGGACAGGACCAAGCCUGUGUUCAUUGGACAACACACUCCACCACUUGACCCACAGCCGCCUGCCUGACUGUAUUCAGUAUGGUCACCUUUGACUACUGUCAACCACAGUGAAACCACACCACUGAGAGAAGAUCAAUUAAAAUAACAGCUUCUUUUAUCAUAAACACAA
Messenger RNA from Toxotes jaculatrix (banded archerfish), 3219 nucleotides. RefSeq names its product delta(4)-desaturase, sphingolipid 1 (gene degs1). Gene Ontology annotation, cellular component: membrane. Gene Ontology annotation, biological process: ceramide biosynthetic process. Lineage: Eukaryota; Metazoa; Chordata; Actinopteri; Toxotidae. Bases 170 to 1141 code for a protein of 323 amino acids. The transcript has 3 exons. Gene Ontology annotation, molecular function: sphingolipid delta-4 desaturase activity. The record is from RefSeq and is a predicted model, not a curated record.